Molecule: messenger RNA, 711 nt
Organism: Amyelois transitella
Lineage: Eukaryota; Metazoa; Arthropoda; Insecta; Lepidoptera; Pyralidae
Gene: CSP12
Product: ejaculatory bulb-specific protein 3
Exons: 5
Coding region: 210-656 (148 amino acids)
Source: RefSeq, a predicted model, not a curated record
AAGAGAUUUAUGAAUGUAGAUGAAGCAAAAGAAUGAUUUUCUUUUAUUUCUUGAACAUAUAUAAGUACCUAGGACAGGAAGAAAUAAUCUCACUUUUUUUAACAACGUCGAUGGUAUCUGUUUGCUGCGUCUAGUGAUCGUGAUAUUUGAUCAUACAUCUUUUCAUUGAUUUGAGGACUGAAAUUAUAUUUUACUUUGUCUCCGUUAUCAUGAAGCUAUAUCUCCUGACUAUCCUCUUAAUUCGUUGUUUGUUCAAUAUCGGUGUAUGUGAGGAACCCACUUACACCACGAAGUACGAUGGUAUAGACCUGGACGAAAUAUUGGCAAGUGACCGCCUCUUGGCGGGGUAUGUCAACUGCCUUCUUGAUCUUGGGCCUUGCACUCCAGAUGGCAAAGAAUUAAAAAACAAUCUGCCGGAUGCUAUACAGAGUGACUGUCACAAAUGUUCAAGGAAGCAACGAGAAGGGUCUGAAAGAGUUAUGGAAUUCAUCAUAGACAACAAACCAGACGAUUGGACUAAACUUGAGAAGAAAUAUAAUUCAGAUGGCAGUUACAAAGAAAAAUAUAUGAAUAAGAAAAAGUCACUAUCUGAAGGAAAAUCGGACAGCAAAAGUGAGGAGGAUGAAAAACAAAAUUCAAAAGAAAACUCACAAUGAUUAAAAUACGACCGAUGUUAUUAUGACCGAUGAAUAUCUGAUUAUAUAUUAAAUU